Poecilia reticulata (guppy) is the source of this 2012-nucleotide messenger RNA. RefSeq names its product angiopoietin like 8 (gene angptl8). Gene Ontology annotation, biological process: triglyceride homeostasis; regulation of lipid metabolic process. NCBI's taxonomy places the organism in Eukaryota, Metazoa, Chordata, Actinopteri, Cyprinodontiformes, Poeciliidae. The record is from RefSeq and is a predicted model, not a curated record.
GUGAGGAACAAGCAGAGGGAGAGCAAUUUAAUACAAACAUAAAAAUCUGUGAAGGUAAAAGUGAAAUAAAGUUCCUCGCUUUUGUUAUAUUGUUAUUAAGAAAAGCUUAUAGAGUGUCUUCUAAAGGUAUUCAUACCUAAUUAACUUUUUUUUUUUUUUUACAUUUUGUCAUGUUACAAUCAAACUUUGAGUUGUCAUAUGGGGAUUUUGUGACUAAAAUUCUAAUAAAAUACAUUAAAGAUUGUGAUUUAAGUGUGACAUCAAGCAUGAAUAUAUCUACAAGGCAUUCUACAACCUACAAAUUCUUUACAAAAUUCAAAAAGUAUGAUCCUCUUAGAAAGCGAGAGUCCUGUGCGUACGUGAGAGAUCUUUGACCCAUCACCGUAUUCUCACUCGCGUCACCAACUUCUGUCCAAGUUAAACACACAUGGGUUACUACUGUUCAUAUUUUGAAACAUCUGAUGUAAAUUGCGUUAGGAGAAAGAUUACCACAGUAUAAAAGUAAAAACACCACACAUCGCUGCACUUAUUUUAAUGCUACAAAUGUUUGCGUUUGUAGCGUCAAGCACGUCUCUUCCAUACAUCACAUGCAUGGUGCAAUAGCGAAUGACCUAAAUGACAAAAUUAGACUCUCUGUGGUUAAGCUUUAAGAGAAGGUCACCGAGACCAAGGUCGUGAAACUAAACUCUGGGUCGAACCACAAACGAGUUAAUGUUUCACCACAGUGCUGCGUGUACAGGUCCUAUAAAAGGCGCAGCAGCAGGCCUGAAAAUUCAGCUGUAGAUGAUGAAAUUCUGGAUGAAAGGGAGAUACAUGUCCUCCUCUUGCGGUUUUCAUCUUUUAACUUGCAUGUAAACAUUUUUUGGAGGAAGUGAGUUUAAGAAAAAGAAAACAGAAAGCCCUUCUGAAAAUGAUCUGGAGCCUGUGUCUCGUGUGUUUAGUCGGGGGUUUUGGAGCGGUCCUCGCCGGCCCCAUCAGGAAGACGGGUAGCACGGAGGGCAAGGCUGCGCCUCAGGAGGAAGUCAACGUGCUCAUGUUUGGAGUCAUACAGCUGAGCGAGUCGCUCAACUACGUCUUUGAAACCACUGAGGCAAAGAUAGAGAGAAUCAGCAAGACUCUGAAGAGGCAUGAAGAAACCCUCCAACGGCUGGGGCAGCAGACUGAACAGGCUGCAGAAGUGGAGCAACAGAUAAAAGAAGUCGUCCAGCUGCUGCAGGAACAAAUGGCAAAACAACAGGCUCAGAYCCACAUCACAAAAGACUGGCUGAGCAGCAUAGAGAAGGACGAGGAGGAACUGAAGGCAAAAGUUCAACAGCUGGAGAUGUGCAUCAACAACAAUGCACCACAMAGCCUCAAGGAGCUGCAGAAUAAAGCAGAGGCGCAUCUCCAAAUCUUGAAAGGUUUACAGACCUGGAGCAAGAUCCAGAAAAGGGAUAUUGAGACUCAGGAUGAGCAGCUUUCCAAACUGCAAAAAAUGGUAACUUGCUUUUCCAACAAAUUUCAUAUUCAGAACUUAUUCUGUCUGUUUAUUUCAAUUAAAAAUGUUGCUUGUUUCUGUGUUUUUUCAGAGCGAAGCUAUGCAGUAGCUCAUUCAAGACUCAUCAGUUCACUGAAUAAGAAAAAAUCCAUCAACUCCUCAUCGUUACUGCACUCCAACAUCCCUAUAUAUGAAUAUUAGCUCAUGUUAACACCUUUUUUAAUAGAAAUUAAGUUAAAAAUGAAGUUAAAUUAUACACAUUUSUUUGUUAUUUGUAAAUAAAUAUUUAAUAUUUGAAAAAAAAAAAACUUGGUUCUUUUUUUUGCAAAUUGUUCUAAGUUUUGAACAUGUAGGGUGAAACCUUUUGAAUCUUUUUGCUUAAAAAAAAGAGAAAAAUCCAAAAAAGAAAAAAGUCAAACCAAUCAAUAAUCACACAGGAAGAAGCAUGCUCAUUGCAUGCAUGCAUGCAAUGAGCGGCUGAACUUGUUCAAUACAARAGGUCAAGCCACCGCUUGCACGUAUGCCUUUAAUAGUA